This is a messenger RNA of Schistocerca serialis cubense, 3202 nucleotides long. RefSeq names its product ras association domain-containing protein 10-like. Lineage: Eukaryota; Metazoa; Arthropoda; Insecta; Orthoptera; Acrididae. Gene Ontology annotation, biological process: signal transduction. The transcript has 10 exons. The coding region runs from base 578 to 2116 and encodes 512 amino acids. The record is from RefSeq and is a predicted model, not a curated record.
CGCGCGCUACGGACGUGUUCGCCCCAACGCCAGCGCCAGCGCAGUGCGUUCUGUGUCCGCUCCGCGCCGCGUGUGGUUCCUCGUGCUCUGCUGUGCCACUCUACGCCGUGUUUACCUACUCUCGGCCGCCCCGAGGAGGACCGCCGCGCUCGGUGAUGCUGUGUGCGUUGUGGUGGGAUCGUCGCGAGAAGACUUACAACACGCCCUGCUAGAGGCCGCACAGUUAGCCGGAGGGGCCUUCUAGCAGACCGACUGAUAAAUCCACCUGGAUCACAACAAAGUUGGGGUACCAGGAGCUUGCUUCGUGCUUCCACAAAGGCAUCAUCAUUUCUGCGGAAGGUCUCGCCAAAGCACAGUGGGCAAUGUCACGUUGAUAAAAUGGUAAUGGUGACGUGCUCGAGGUGAAAAUAACCAGAAGAAUUGAGGUUAACUUCUCGCAGUUCACACUGGUACACUACAUCUACGAACAGCAAAUUCUUAAAUGUGCUGACGUCACACCCCGGGGCGACGCGCCAGCGCGGAGCAACCGCCGUUCUACUCAUGAGACACAUGCCGCGCGGGGGACGCCGCCGCGGCCAUGUUGAAAUGGCAGCAACAGCAGCCGGCGCACCACCAGCCGGGCCAGGGCCUGCAGCACCAGCACCAGGCCGCUCGCCGCCGCCACCCCCCGCACCAGCAGCCGAUGCAGCCUCCCGCAGCGCCGUGCAGCGCCGCUCCUGCCGCUGCCCCUGCCAGGAAGACUGGCCCGCCCAGCGAGUCUUCGGACGCGCCGUCGGCGUCCAGCACCACCUCAGCACCCAUCACCGUCCGCAUGCCUGGUGCAGAUGACUGUGCGGAUGCGAGGCUGCCGGUGUGGCUGGGUCCCCGCGUGGUGUGGGUGGCGGGCGUCGGCCGGCGCACCACCUGCGAUGACGUGGUGGAGGCGCUGGGCGCCAGCCCCAGGGACUACGUCAUCGCGGAGCGCUGGGGCCGCGUGGAGCGCCGACUCGACGGCAGCUCGCGCCUGCUCAAGCUGUGGAGCGCCUGGGGCGACGCGCAGGGGCAGGUGCGGCUGAUCCUGAGACAUGCGGACGACGUGCAGCAGGCAGCGAACAGCAGCCGUCGACGAUCGCACCACCAGCACCGCAGCCGACCCCGCAGCCACCACCACCAUCACCACCACCGCCACCAGGAACAGCACCCGCGUGGCGUGGAGCGCCAGCAGAAAGAGGACGAGGACGGCAACACUGCCACGGUGCGGCGGCUGCUCCGGCUGGUCUUGGAGCAGGGGGAGACCAUCGCGGAGCAGCUGGCGCGCCUGGGCGAGCGCGACAGGCAGAUCAGCUCGCUGGAGCUGCGCACGCACCGCCGCCGCCUCAAGCGGCUCGGCUCCAACUACCUGCUGGAGGCGUACCUCGGGCCCGGAGCCGCGGACUCUGCGCGCGCCGACGGCACUGGCAGCGAAGCGCCGCCGGCGAUGGGGGCGGCGGGGGCGGAGGACAGCGGCGUCGUCAGCGACACGUCGCCUGCCGCCACCAGCUCGGGGACUGCCGACUCGCCGCCUGUCACGCAUCCUCGCGUGCCUGUGGACCACGAUCACGACCACGACGCCGAUCUCUCGGACGACGCCGUCAGCUCGGAUGACUCGGCGGUUCCGGACGACCUCUCGGAGCGUGUGGAGCUGAUGGAGCGGCUGGUGCAGCUGAACAGGCGCCUGGAGCGGGAGGAGUCGGCGCUGGUGCGGUUGACGCUGCAGGUGCGCUCGCUGCAGUCCCAGCAGCCGCAGCCCCGCCACGAGGAGCCUCCAGCCGGCGGCGACGAGCUGGAGGUGCGGCGCGUGCUGCUGGAGCGGCUGGAAGCGGCGUCGCGCCAGCUGGAGCGCGGCCGCGCCGAGCUGCAGAGCAACGAGAGCGCGCUGGCCAGCGCCGACGCGCAGCUGGCGGAGCGCCGCCACCGCCUGCACCAGCUGGAGAGCCAGCUGCACCUGCUGGACUCCAGCCUCGACUCCAACUCGGACACGGGGCUCAGCUCGCUGCACAGCGGCAGCGAGGAGGCCGACGCCCUCUGCCCGUGCCCGCCGUGCCCGCCACCACCACAGCUGCAGCUGCAGCCGCACCCGCUCGACACGCUCGUCUGACCUGAAGGCAGACAACCCACGUCCCAGUUACCAGCCACGCGCCUGCCGCUGCAACCACGCUUUCAUUACCAGACUACCGCAGUCACCGGCAAUAAAUGAUAGUACCUGGAAACUGUGUGUCAGCCUGAGUGGACACGAUAUCAUGUUUUACUGACAUACUGUAUCACUGAUCUUACUACUGAAAUCAUUGGUCUAUGCCUGCUUCUGGUUCUAUUAAUUAUUCAAAAUGUUUAUUGUUUUCCCCAUGUCAAGGACGUGAUAGAUUUAUUCCUUCACUAUUCAGAAUAGCACAUGCCCCCCCCCCCCCCAAAUCGUCUUUUAUGGUCAUUUGCUCUCUAUCCUCCUCAUCUAAUGCCUCCCACUAUUCCUAUGUGUGUAGGUCAGUGUGCUCACCAACCUGGCAGGAAUAGCUCACAGCUAACACCUCAUGUCAUUUUAUACAUUACUUUUAUUUUAGAUACGCUUUCUUUAAAAAAACCAAACAGUUAUCCUAACUGGUUAUUGAUGGCUGCCCCAAAAAAAAACAGUUACCAUUCUUGCGUUUACAAUAUGUUCCCUUAACAUGUUGAAUAAAAACUGCUGCAACUGUUGUAAAUCCUGUUUACGUAAUUUUAAAUUACAUCAUCAGGUGAAAUUAUGUGGUCAGGUCACAUCUGCAGUCCAAUCCUCACCAAAUAAUACUUGCGCCUGACGAUGUAAUUUUAAAUUAUGAAUCUGGUUAUGCCUUUAAUAAAAGAUUUACAACAUCUGCAGCGGUUUUUAUUUAGAAUGGAAAACUUUGCUCGUGGAUACCCAUCCAGUAAAUUGUUAUGUUCAGUUUCUUUAAGUUAAGUCUUCAGAACGAAUACCUUUCAGUGACCCAGCUCAGCAGGUAUUUAUACAUGUUUUAACAUGGUUCACAUGAAAGACACAUUAAAACAUUAGAGGAAUCAUCGCCCAAGGUGUUAUUUUUGAACAAACUCGCAAUCACUUUUGUCCAUAUAUUCGCCAUCUUAAGAAUAUGUAGUUUUCCAAUGCAUCAGAGAAACAGCUGCUGACUGCAAAUCACAGUCUAUGAUAAAAAAAAAUGUAAUGUACAACUGCUCA